ACUUUAGGAAACAGCAGAAACCCCCAGUAUCCGCGCGAGCUGCUUUUAAGCCCCAACUUCUGGAGUUUACUUGGAUACAAACACACCAUUUUCAGCUGCUGAAUGAUUUCUUCUCUAAGAGUUCCAGUUCCAGAGAACAGACAAACAGUGGAUGUAACUUCAGGCUUUAAUGCCCCGGUUGAGGACAUGGCUGCUUCCAUUGCUCUAACAUCUCUAGUGCGUCUCUGCUCUAUCGUGACUCUUUGAAGAUGAGUUAGAUCGGUCACGGCUCACCUCUGCUUCAUGAGCCAGCAGGAUGCGGCAUCGGUGCGUGCACUCUCCGAGCGUCUCCUGGUAGCGGCGCACAAGGGCCAGGCCGACAAUGUGGUGCAGCUGAUCAACAAGGGCGCCAAGGUUGCCGUCACCAAGUAUGGCCGGACUCCGCUUCAUUUGGCCGCUUAUAAAAACCACAUCGAGGUGGUGAGGAUCCUGUUGAGGGCCGGCUGCGAGCUGGACAUUCAGGAUGACGGCGAUCAGACAGCAUUACACAGAGCAGCUGUGGUGGGAAACAGUGAUGUCAUCACAGCGCUCAUUCAGGAAGGGUGUGCACUGGACAGGCAAGACAAGGACGGGAACACGGCGCUGCACGAGGUCGCGUGGCACGGCUUCAGUCAGUCCGCCAAACUGCUGGUUAAAGCCGGGGCCAACAUCCACGCUAAAAACAAGGCAGGGAACACGGCUCUACACUUGGCGUGUCAGAACGGUCAUGCUCAGAGCACUAAAGUCCUGCUGCUAGGAGGAGCUCGUCCCGACUGCAAAAACAAUGUAGGUGACACAUGCCUGCAUGUCUCCGCCCGCUACAACCAUGUGGCUGUUAUCCGUGUUCUUCUAGGUGCUUUCUGUUCGGUGGCUGAAAAGAAUCAGGCAGGAGAUACGGCCCUGCACGUGGCGGCCAUGCUAAAUCAUAAGAAGACGGCGCGUGUGCUGCUGGAAGCUGGAGCCGAUAGAAACGUCCAGAACAACGCAGGACAAACUGCACUGGACCAGGCCAGAGAGAACAACAACCCUGAAGUAGCACUGCUUCUGACUAAAGCACCACAGAUUCAGAGCUUCACCCGUGGCAGAAGCGUGAGGAAAAGGAGGGACAAGUUGAGGGCUGAAGGACGAGCGCAGUCGGUUCCACGCGAUCAGAUGCUGCCGAGUAAGGAAAGCGUGUCUGCGGCGGAAGAAACUCCCAGCAGCGAUCGCUCUGCGCAGAGGAACGAGUCACCGCGUGGCACUCGGCAAAGAAACGGCCGCAGCCGAGUCGGAGAAAAGCCUUCUCUAUCAGACCCUCUAUCCAGUAAAGAGCAGAGAAAGAGGAGUAAAACGAGAGCUUCACCUCCGCGAGCAGUUCCUCCUCCACACAGCUACAAGGCUUAUCAGCUGUACACACUGUACAGGGACAAAGACGGCAAGGUCAUGCAGGCUCCUCUGAACGGCUGCAGGUGCGAACCGCUCAUCAACAAACUGGAGAACCAGCUGGAGGCCACCAAAGAGGAGAUGAAGUCCGAGAUCCACACGGUCCAGGAGCUUAUGAACAGCAAGAUGGGUCAGCUGGACCGCAAGAGCAAACACCAGAUCCGAGCUCUGGACAAGAUGACGUUAGAGAGAGUGUCUGCUGAAAGGAUGGAGUGUUUACGUCGCGUCGAUGAGAGGGCCAAAGAGGAGCGGCUGGAGGGUGAAAAGAGACAGGCUUCGAUGGUGAGCGAACUGAAGAAUUGGUGCGUGUCUAAGCUCCAGAGGAUGGAGGCGCGUCUGACGGCAGAUGCACACGGUGCCCCUCUGCGCCGCUCCUCUUCUCUAGACGGGGGUGACACCCGCUGUCUGGUAACCAGCGACCCAACUGAGCGAUGGGAGGGAGGAGCUACGGGAGAAGAGGACAUGUUGGAUAAUCACUACUUUGUGGUUCAGAUGGACAGCUCUUCGGAUGGCAAACAGAACAUCCAAGAGACGUUCUUCCCGGUGGCUCGGGACAAAUCGGCCCCGUCCUCUCCUCUUGUAGUACGGCCAAAAGCGCGCACGCUGUUCUCCGCUGACCCCCACAGGCCAGACGGGGAACUGCAAGAGGCCUCAAAUUCGGGCCGAUCCGACAGCCUGUCGCCGUCCGCACAGCGCCGGAGCGGUGGCCAGAAACAGGACCGGGACGACAAGCACAGCAAGAGUUAUAAAAGUAAGCGCCAUAAAAGGCAUUCUGAAGGGAGGACUCAGAACCAAGAUGGGACUAAUACCCUAGAGGAGACAUUUCCUCAGGAGCAGGCCGACGUACACGCUCUUGAGGUGACGCAGUGCUUCUUCGAGGCAGUGUCCACACAGAUGGAGCGCUGGUACGAGCGCAAGGUCCAGGAGGCGAGCUGGCAGGCCGAGCAGCGAGCACGAGCCGAUCGCGUCACUCUACUGGAGAGGAUCAGCUGCCUGGAAGACGAACUGAGGCUCCUCAGAACCAGCAGACGAGAGGACAGCUAGUACGCUAGAGCACUGGCUUGGUUAGAUGAAGAUGGUGGAGAUUUCAGGAGGACUGGACGACCGAGAUCAUAACCACCUGUUAAACACUUUUUUUGUCUAUAUGAAGGUUUUCAGUCAUCCGGAUCAUACAGAUAGAACCAGAUCGUAGAAGUACUUCAAGGCGUCUGGACUUUUUAGAUAUUCACCCAUUCAUCCACUACUCACCGGGGCAUUGUCUGAAAUGAUAUUUUAAGUAUUAAGUACUUAAGUGUUUUCAGUAUAAAAUGAAACUUUUGAAUUCA
Messenger RNA from Ictalurus punctatus (channel catfish), 2765 nucleotides. RefSeq names its product ankyrin repeat domain 6b (gene ankrd6b). NCBI's taxonomy places the organism in Eukaryota, Metazoa, Chordata, Actinopteri, Siluriformes, Ictaluridae. The record is from RefSeq and is a predicted model, not a curated record. Bases 283 to 2484 code for a protein of 733 amino acids. Gene Ontology annotation, cellular component: cytoplasm. Gene Ontology annotation, biological process: protein ubiquitination. Gene Ontology annotation, molecular function: ubiquitin-protein transferase activity; protein binding. The transcript has 17 exons.